UGUUAAUGAGGAUACAACAUGCCCUUUCUAUAUGUGGGAUGACUAUGGAUACCACCCACACGUUGCCAUUGAUGUCCUCCUUCUCAUGUCAUUGAUAAAAAUCAAAGAUGACAAAACUUUCUGGAUGCAUGACCAAGUGCGGGACCUCGGAAGGGAAAUUGUCCGUCAAGAGAACUUGACCAAUCCCUAUGAGCGUAGUAGAGUGUGGAAUUGUGAUGAAGCCCGAAGCAUUCUGAAGGAGAAAGAGGGAAAUAAGAAAAUAAAAGCAAUGUCACUAGGAGGAUAUCUUGGAUUUCAUGAAGGCAUUUUGACAAGUGAUGAAGUUGCUCCGUUACGAAACCUAAGGUUCUUUCAAGGGAGUUGGAAGUGCCUGGUUGGAGACUUCAACAACCUUCUCCCUAGUUUAAGAUGGCUUUCUUGGAAAUUUUACUCUAGCCAGUUUGAGGCAACAAACUUUCAUCCGGCUAACUUAGUCAUUCUUGACCUUUCAUGGAGCAAUAUUUCGGAGGAAUGGAUUGGCUGGGAACAACUUAGAGAGGCCAAAAAACUAAAGGUACUAAAUCUCAACUGGUGCGAACACUUAAAGAGAACACCUAAUUUAUCUACAUGGGUGUACCUAGAGAGAUUGGAUCUUGAUGGUUGUAACAACUUAAUUGAAAUUGACCCAUCCAUUGGUAAUUUGCGAUCUUUGUUGACCUUGAAUUUACCAAAUAGCAAACUACCAUAA
Molecule: messenger RNA, 727 nt
Organism: Eucalyptus grandis
Lineage: Eukaryota; Viridiplantae; Streptophyta; Magnoliopsida; Myrtales; Myrtaceae
Product: putative disease resistance protein At4g11170
Exons: 3
Coding region: 32-727 (231 amino acids)
Biological process (GO): defense response
Source: RefSeq, a predicted model, not a curated record